Messenger RNA from Rosa rugosa (rugosa rose), 1418 nucleotides. Its product is annotated as formin-like protein 5. The record is from RefSeq and is a predicted model, not a curated record. The transcript is spliced from 3 exons. Gene Ontology annotation, molecular function: metal ion binding. Lineage: Eukaryota; Viridiplantae; Streptophyta; Magnoliopsida; Rosales; Rosaceae. The coding region runs from base 265 to 1110 and encodes 281 amino acids.
ACCACAGAAUAAUUCUCCCAAAUAUUGCAUGUGCUCUCGCACCAUCACCUCUUUUGUUUCUUGAGAAACAAUUUGUCAUAAUUUUAUAACAACCUCCUCCUCAUACUCCUUCUAUCUCUUCCUCUCUUCCACUCAGAUCCAGUUGCUCAAUUUAUAUGCAACUCGGCUCAUGCACCGACUGACUCCCGUCCUAUUCAAUCAUUUUAGCUGAGGCUCUCUUCAGAACAUCAGAUCCCAUCUGAUCGAGCACUCACUGCUACAACAAUGGGGGAAAAGAAGGUGACUAUAAUGAUUCUGAAGGUUGACCUUCAGUGUGAGGAAUGCUACAGGAAGGUCAAGCAAGUUCUCUGUAAAUUCCCACAAAUACGAGACCAGAGGUACGACGAGAAGAACAACCUGGUGAUCAUCAAAGUGGUCUGCUGCAGUCCUGAAAAGAUCAGGGACAAGCUAUGCUGCAAAGGAGGUGGCGUCAUUAAGUGGAUCGAGAUCGAAGAGCCUCCUCCUCCGCCUCCGAUCAAAGAGCCUCCUCCUCCUCCGCCUCCGAUCAAAGAGCCUCCGCCUCCUCCGCCUCCGAUCAAAGAGCCUCCGCCUCCUCCGCCUCCGAUCAAAGAGCCUCCUCCUCCUCCGCCUCCGAUCAAAGAGCCUUCUCCUCCUCCGCCUCCUUGCCGGUGCCCUUGCCGGCCGGUGAAACCGUGUUGUUGGGAUUGUUACGAAGGGCGUCCUGGUGGUCCCUGCGAAACUUACCCUCGGCGGCCGGUGAAACCGUGUUGCUCGGAUUGUCACGAAGGGCGUCCUGGUGGUCCCUGCGAAACUUUCCCUCCGCGGCCGGUGAAACCGUGUUGUUCGGAUUGUUACGAAGGGCGUCCUGGUGGUCCUUGCGAAACUCACCCUCCGCGGCAGGUGAACACGUGUUGUACGGAUUGUUACGAAGGGCGUCCUGGCGGUCCCUGCGAAACUGGGUAUGGUUACGGUGGGCCUGUCCCUUACAUACAGUAUGGAAGGCCGGUGUAUGAUAGUUACGGCGGUGGGAGGAGCAAUACCACUAGUUACUGCGUGACCCGCCCCGAUUGUUUCAGUGAAGAAAAUCCCCAAGCGUGCGCCAUCAUGUAAAACCAUACGUACCAACCUACUGUGCCUUUUGCUGCCUUCGUAGGGAAGUUUCCCAUCAGCUCGGUGGUCCUUCACUUUCACAGUUUUAAAGUUGUACGACGUUGGUGUUUUUUUUUUUAUAUUUGACGUUGGUGUUGUCUUAGAGAAUAAUAGAACGAAAGUAAAGAAUAAAGUAUGGUUGGUGUCUUGGUGAUGGUGGUGGACAAGUCGCGAUCAGAUUAUGGAGCGAUUCAUUAACUAGCUACAAGAUGAAGUUGUUACAACUUUUAUUUGAUUAAUGAAAUAAUAGUUUCCGAUAAUUAUUUGCA